Pseudocercospora fijiensis CIRAD86 is the source of this 504-nucleotide messenger RNA. RefSeq lists its product as uncharacterized. The transcript has 3 exons. The record is from RefSeq and is a predicted model, not a curated record. The coding region runs from base 17 to 397 and encodes 126 amino acids. Gene Ontology annotation, biological process: proton motive force-driven ATP synthesis. NCBI's taxonomy places the organism in Eukaryota, Fungi, Ascomycota, Dothideomycetes, Mycosphaerellales, Mycosphaerellaceae.
CUCGCACUCCAUAAUCAUGCUCGGCCAGACAUUGAGGGCUUCGUCCCAAUCGCUCGCGAGAGCCGCCCUGCGCCAGAAUGCCGUCACCCUCCGCCGCACCUUCAUCACGCCCACCGCAGUGAGGCAGGCGGAUCUCGUGCAAGAUAUGUACCUCAAGGAGCUCAAGGCUUACAAGCCAGCUCCGCUCAAGGCCAAUGAUUCCGAAGGCCAAGUUCAAAAGUUUACCGUCCCAAAGCCACCACCAUCACCAGAAGAGGCCGACCUCCAGAACGACCUCCAGGCAUACGAGCAGCAGACACCAGAAGUAGCAGGUCAGGCAAGCGCGGGAGAGUCUGCUCCAGUUCAGGAUUGGUUUGUUGAGGAGGAUGAAGAGGAAGAGGCCCAUGGUCACCAUUAGAUGCGUUGAGGGAGACUGGGAAGAGGACGUGUAACAUACUACGGUGAAGCAAAGAGCCAACACCAGUGCUGUGGAAAUACAAUGAGCGUGCGCUGCACUUUUUCGGG